CAAGUAAGCCAGCACGCCACAAGUCUUUUGUACGUUUUACUGGUGCAACACGCGGCGAAGAGCAGAGUCAUUUUUCGGGGCCACAGGCCCCCCGCAACCUAAAUGGAGGUCAAGCCUUUUCCAUUAGACGCCGCGCUGGUUGGCGGUGGCAUUUUUCACGUCCUAGCCCGCUCUCUUCUGCUAUGGAAGCUAUUAUGGGACAAGAACUGUCGCGGCGUCAGCUUGAUCACCCAGGAGAUGUACCUUAUUAUCUAUAUCUUCCGCUACCUGGACCUGCUGUACCUGUACACGGGGCUGACCAGCUCGAUCGUCAAGGUGCUGCACCUCAUCGUGGCGCUGGCUAUCGUGCUGCUAAUGCGGUACUCGCCAGCAUCCAGCAGCUAUGAUGCGGACCUAGACACGUUUCCCCGGCUGGGACUUAUCCUGCCGUGCGUGGUCCUGUCCAUCUUCCUCAACCGUGUCAAACUGAUCAUCGAGAUAUGCCACAGCUUCUCGGUGUACCUGGAGGUGUUUGCGCUCAUCCCGCAGUUCGUGCUGCUGUAUAAGCGGCAGGUGUACGAGCUGUGGGUGCUGCUGCUCACGGUGCUCAUGGGCUCAGAGCGCCUGCUGCAGACCGUGUCGGUGCUGACCGACUGGCAGGAGUCGGUGCGGGACGACCCCUACAGCGUGCUGGCGGACCUGGUGCACGCGGUGGUGUUCGUGGUGGGCCUCAGCAUGCUGCUGUGGCAGCGCCUGCAGGUCCGCAAGCAGCAGGGCCUGAACGAGUCGGGCGCGCCGCUGCCCAACUUCGACGAGGUGUGGGACGCCAGCAAGUUCAAAUUCGAGGACCAGGAGGCUAACCGCAAGUGAGCAGCGGCGAGGAGCGAACGGCAGCAGGAGGAGGAGGCAGCAGUAUACCACGGGGAGUAGGAGUGCCGGCGGACUUCCGUCGCAACAGCAGCAGCAGCGCUAGCUUGCGCUGCUGGUUGCUAACGAGUGGAUGCAAUCCGCGAGCGAACGGGUGGCGCGGGUCGCCGCGAAGCUGCACCGCAACAGAGCGACCGCAUGGGCAAGUGGGGCAGUGGGACCGGGUGUGCGGCUUGACUGUCAGCCCGCCUGCAUUGCGGAGCCGGCAGGUAGGCUCACUGGAGGCCUAGGUGCUUCCGGCUGACCGGGUCGCUGCCUUGGCCUGGGGGCGACGGCUUAACUGGGUAGGGCGGGGGGCUUGGGGGCCCGCAGGUGGCUCCAGGGGCCAGGCGAUGUGCUGAGGCAGUGGGCGAGCGGCAUCAGGGCGGCGGGCGCCAGCGGUGCGCCAGUGGUGCCGAGGCCGGUGGCGGGCGCCGCAUGUAGCUAUCGUGGCAUCGUGAGCGGCGUGCGGAGCGGGGCAGGGCGCUGCCUGGUCAUCAAGGCGUGGAUCAUAGCCGUGGCUACUGCGCUGGCGAACUGUUGUAUAUAGAGUUCCAGUAUUGUUGGCUUCAAUGUAUUGGUUUGCGCAAGCAGGGAGGUUGCAGAAGUGCGGGUGUUUGAAUUCGUGGAUGGGGACUUGCUGGUGGGGGCUGGGACCCAAGUCUGAAGGUGUACGGCCAGAGCGUCAGGCUGGCAGCGGCUCGUGAGGUGUCCAGCACGUCCUGCUAGUGCGACGGGUUGGUUUGGGCAUGUCGGUACAUCUUAGGCGCAAACUCAACACAUUGCUUUGGCGUGUGGGGACGCGGCGUUGGUGAGAGCCACGAAUGCCCUAGUACUGUGGGGGCAUGUCGCACCCGUGGAGGGCACUGUACGUGAUUGGAGCAUGCGUGAAGCGUGUAAUGCUCGGAUGUG
This is a messenger RNA of Chlamydomonas reinhardtii, 1797 nucleotides long. RefSeq lists its product as uncharacterized. The record is from RefSeq and is a predicted model, not a curated record. Gene Ontology annotation, molecular function: ER lumen protein retrieval receptor activity. Gene Ontology annotation, cellular component: endoplasmic reticulum; cis-Golgi network; membrane. The transcript has 4 exons. Bases 103 to 849 code for a protein of 248 amino acids. Lineage: Eukaryota; Viridiplantae; Chlorophyta; Chlorophyceae; Chlamydomonadales; Chlamydomonadaceae. Gene Ontology annotation, biological process: endoplasmic reticulum to Golgi vesicle-mediated transport; protein retention in ER lumen.